AUGAACAGAGUAGCCUUGAGGGCCCAAAGGGGCUCAAGGUCUCAAGGAGCCAUUUGUCAUUAUUGUCAAUUCUCAACUGCGACACCGCAACGCCUUCCCUUCGCUCGGUCACCCACGAUCCAAGCCCGAUCCUCGAACAAUAACCCUGCGCUACAAUUGUUAAGAACAAACACUCGAUCCCCAUUACCCUACCCGCUUCUCAACUUGCGUACAUUUGCAUCCGACUCCACCAAUUUUGGUUUAGAAAUCCAACAAAUCGAAAGGGAUGCGUCGGCUUUGCACCAGUCCGACCAAGUCCCUUCCAACGAAUCCGUGGUGAAACUCCUCCAGAAAUGCCAAAAGAUCGCCGAGUCCCUAGUAUCGCGAGAGCACGAUCAUCCCGAAGGUUCCGCAAAUGACGAAGGAAACGCGACCUCAUCGUUACUGGAAAUGGAGGAGAAAAGCACCAAGCCCGCACCGCAAGCAAAGUCGUCAACCAAUCUGGAUCCCCGACUUGCAGACACUAUCUGCCGUAUCACAACCGACAUCCUGAAAGACGAAAAAGUGUUCAUCACCCCGGAAGCCCUAGAAAGCUACACCAAGACCCAAACUCUCUUGGAGCGAGCAGAACACCUCCCCGAGAUCUUCCACAUGUACGCCAACAAGCCCGUUCCAGAGGAAGGAAGCUCGCCGAUUAAAUUCCUCAAGGCGAAACCCAAGAGCAUUAACAGUGCUGUCCCCGCUGAACUUGCGAAUAUGGCUCUUGACGUGGCUAUCGCGCAGAAGAACCUCUCGCUGGUCCUGGCGAUUAUCGACAAUACUUUCUGUGCACCUGCUUUCCCUCGCGCGAAGAUCUUCAAGAAGGCUAGUGUACCCUUGGUCGGAUUAGCUGCUGCUCCUGCGGCAUGCUAUGCGCUCGCCUCGUGGGCGGCGACUUUCCAGAAUACUAUGGAUCCUAGCACAGCGACUGGAAUUGCUUUCGCUGCUUCCUUGGCCUACGUUGGUGGUACUUCGUCUCUUGGAAUUAUGGCUAUCACUACAGCCAAUGAUCAGAUGGAGCGGGUGGUUUGGUUAUCUGGUAUUCCUUUGCGGCAGCGAUGGUUGCGAGAAGAGGAGCGGGCGGCGAUGGAUAAGGUUGCCGUUGCUUGGGGUUUCAAGGAUCCUUAUAUGCGUGGUGAGGAGGUCGGUGAAGAGUGGGAGAGUCUCCGCGAGUUUAUUGGUAUGCGCGGUAUGGUUUUGGAUAAAACAGAGUUGAUGGCAGGCAUGGAAUAG
Penicillium odoratum is the source of this 1251-nucleotide messenger RNA. RefSeq lists its product as uncharacterized. The coding region runs from base 1 to 1251 and encodes 416 amino acids. Lineage: Eukaryota; Fungi; Ascomycota; Eurotiomycetes; Eurotiales; Aspergillaceae. The transcript has a single exon. The record is from RefSeq and is a predicted model, not a curated record.